UCAAGAUUCAGUCUAUCUACGCGAUGUAUCUCGGAGUAUUUUUCGUGCUUCUGUUCUCUGUCGCAAUCUCAGACGCACAGUUCCCACACGUGCCUUUUCAGCGUUCCUUAUCUAACGGACCCAUAACCGAAGACUAUUUGAUGUAUGGUAUUCCCGAUGACGCUCGUGUCUACCGCAGGCAAAGCAGAAACGACUUACCUCCGCCCUAUCUUCGAUCGUUUAUCAAAAUUAACAGAAGAAGCCCUCCCGAUCAAGAUCUUCCGUAUCGUAGAAGCAAUAGCGACGCAAAUUUCAAUACGAAUGUCAAUUUGAAUAAGAAUUUGCAAAGUUGGUGGGACGACUACCAACUCGAGUAAUUCUGAACUUUGCUCGAAGAUAAAAUUCAAAAAUGUGAAUAACAACGUGAAUUUUCUAAUAUAACGUGAAGACGUUGCGACAAAAAACUUGUAAUCUCAUUUAUGAAAAUAGACGCGCGCAAACUUCGUGUAGUACAAAUUUAUUUAGUUUGCUUUGGCGGUUUUGGUGGUAUU
Pseudomyrmex gracilis is the source of this 530-nucleotide messenger RNA. RefSeq lists its product as uncharacterized. The record is from RefSeq and is a predicted model, not a curated record. The transcript is spliced from 2 exons. The coding region runs from base 24 to 356 and encodes 110 amino acids. Lineage: Eukaryota; Metazoa; Arthropoda; Insecta; Hymenoptera; Formicidae.